This is a messenger RNA of Nothoprocta perdicaria, 909 nucleotides long. Its product is annotated as coiled-coil domain-containing protein 70-like. The coding region runs from base 1 to 903 and encodes 300 amino acids. The transcript has a single exon. NCBI's taxonomy places the organism in Eukaryota, Metazoa, Chordata, Aves, Tinamiformes, Tinamidae. The record is from RefSeq and is a predicted model, not a curated record.
AUGGAGCAGGUAAAGCAAAGCAGUGAGAUACCUCCAUUCUACUAUGCAAACAGACCGAAUAAGAACUUCCACGUGGACCUGUCCAACUGCCACAAGAAGCAGCUUUGCAGGAGUUUCAAGGAAGAGAAAAAGAACUUCAGGGAGGAAAUCAGAGACUUUUGCAACAGUAAUAAGAACUUCAAUGAAGAAGUCAAAGCCUUUCAGGAGAAGAAGAAAGCCAAAGCCUUGCGGAAGGAAAUCAAGGCUUUCCGGGAGAAGAACAAAGUUUCCAUGGAAGAGAUCAAGAAAUUUUUAGAGGAGAGCAAGAGCUUCCUCCAAAAGAUGAUGGACUUGCAGAUGAAAACAAAAACUCCCCAGGAACAAGUCAGUAGCAUUCAGAAAAAGCUUGAAGAAUAUCAGAAGAAGAUGAAGGCUGCCGAGGAAGAGAUCCAGAAUCUCGAAGAAAUGAAUAAGGCCUGGCAGGAAGCAGUCAGGGAUUUUCAGAAGAAGACUAAGGAUAUCCAAGAGAAGAAUAAAGUCAUGCGUGAGAAGAACAAAAUGCUGCAGAGAAAGAAUGAAGCUAUGCAAGAAAAGAACAAGGCUUUCUGGAAGGAUUAUAUAGCUUUCUGGAAAAAGGACAAGAUCUUCUGGGAGGAAGAUAUGAACAUCUCAAGGAACAAACUGAUUCUGUGGAAAGAAUCUAUAGCUUUCAGGGAAAACGACCAGAACAUUCAAGAGGAAAAAGGAGCGCUGUGGGAUGUGGUGGAAGCGCUGUGGGAUGAGAAAUUUUCCCUCUUUAAAAAGGUGUAUGCCCCUCCAGGACAGGAGAAAUUAGCUGAAAGUCGGGAGAAAAACGGCCGUGGUGAUUACAACCCAGGCGCAGACACCGCGAACGGAGCUUCACAAGAAGUCUGCCAGAUCUAAAGCAAA